CAGCACUUUAAUUUUGGGCCAUCACUGAAUUUGAUUGCUGCCCCAAAUGGAUCAGGAAAGAGUAGCAUAGCAAACUCAUUGGCUUUCGUUUUUAACGGGACCACAAAGACCGUUGGUAAAUCCAAAUCUAUAGCUGAUUUUAUUCGUUCUGGGACUACAAAAGCGGAAAUUGAGUGUGUUAUUUACAAAGAGAACAAAUUAUCUCAUGUUUUAGAUGCUACUGAAGAAUCCUUGGGUAAAAAGCAAAGAUUCUCACGGUUUUGUGGACCAAACUAUAUUCAUUUAAAACGGAUUAUCACUCCAGAUCAAAAAUCCCAAAGUUCCUAUUUUAUUGAUGGAAAGCCAGUGGAUCAGAAAUCAUAUUUAGAUUUUGUUGCCUCUUGCAAGAUUGACUGUAACAAUCUUACAAAUUUCUUGCCCCAGGAAAGAGUUUCAGAGUUUACUCAGAUGACCGGUGUAGAGCUUUUUAACGAGGUUUAUAGAAAUAUGAUUAUUGAUCACUCUGAUUCUCAAGAUGGGUUAAUGGAUCCCAAGAAGCUAAAUCAUUUGAUUGACGAACUGGAGAAGCUACAGGAGGCAAUUGAAAUCAAGUCAAUUGAGAUUCAAUCCAAGUCAAAACAGCAAAACAUCAUUGAUUCUGCGAUUCUCACAUUACAAUCUGAAAUGGAGAAAUUCAAAAAAUUUGAAGAAAAUGAGAAGCAAAUUAGAUUGUUGAGAUUUAAGAAAUCAAGAAUUUCUUACGAAGAAGCCAAGGCUAGAUAUUUGGGUUAUAAAAAUGCAAUUCAAGUUUCCACAGAAAAACAGAAAAUCAAUUCCAAGGAAAUUGUAGAGCUUGAAAAUGUGAUUUCAGAGCUGGAAAAAGAGCCUAAUUUACAAAGAUAUAAAUCAGGAGAAAGGAUUUUACUGGCCCAGAACAGCAAAAUAGAGGAUAUUUGUAGACAGAUUAAAAACUUUACGAUGGAAAUAGAAGUAAAACUAUCUGAAAAAGCCAAAGUAGAAAAGAAAAAUCAAGUAAUUAGAAAAGAAAAUGAGAAUCUAAAGAAACAGCAAGCAGAGAAUUCCGUUCAAAAGAAAGAAAUUGAAGCUCAAGUAUUAAACACUUGCAUGGAAAUUCUUUCAAACUUGAAGAAUCCCAAUAGUUAUGGAGAUUUGAUUCCAAUGGAGUCGUUUAGUUGUUUGGCAGAGAUAUCUAAGCUGGAGGACAAAGUCAAAAAGCUCUUUGAUGGCCCUGCACUCAGGAAUCUAAAUAUCAUUGUUGCAGAAAUCGAAGCAGUCAUCCCAUCCACAAGACCUGUAAUGGCAAUCAUUCACAGUUUUGAUGAUGAGAACAGAAAAAUACAGCAGAAGAGUAAGGAUCUGCAGUAUAAAAUACAAGAUUUGGAGAGGCAAAAGCAGGUUUAUUCACAUGAAAAAAACAAAAGGAUGGAGAUGCUUAGAAAAUUUCAUCUUGAUACCUAUAAGGCUGUUCAGUAUUUGAGGGAAAAUGAUAUGGGGAUUGAGUUUUUAGAACCUUCAUUUUUGCAUCUAAAUAUUCACAAGGAUUAUUCUGAUGAAAUCGAAAAUAUCUUGGGAUUUCAGGUUCUCUCCUCGUUUAUUGUAUUUGAUCAGCAAGACUUAUUAAAACUGGCCCAUAAGUUGAAAGAUGAACUGAAACUUUCGAUAAAUUUUAUUCAGAUUAAAAGAAAUGCUGUAGACUAUUAUAUCCCAAAUGAUCUUCCUGGUCAGCUGAAUUUCGAUGGGUAUGCCAUUGAUUUUAUUAUAGCUAGUAAGGAGUAUAAGCAAAUGUUUUGUACCUAUGCAUUUCUGCAUACAAUUCCAGUAUCCAAAAGAGAAGUAAAUGAAGAAGAGAUUUUUAAAAAAGUUACAAACUGCCAGAAGAUUGUUGCAAAUGGCAGAAUGAUACAGGUGAUCAAGAACAUAUAUAACUCAGAAUGCAUCCAUAAUGCAUAUAUUUUAAAGAAGCGUGGACUUUUCCAGCUUUCUGUAGACUUAAACAAUAUUGACAAUACAUUGAAUCAAUUUAAUGUAGAUAGAAAAAAUGCAAAAAUACAGUUGGAGGAAUUAUUAGGAAAAAGACAGAAGUAUGACGAUGCAAUGAAGAGUAUGAUUAGUACCAAUAUUACAAAGCUUGAGCAAGACUUGCUACAGUUGCUCAGCAUCGAAGAUAUCCCAACAGUUGAUAUUGAUAAGAUGAGAGAGGCAAAACUGGAGUAUGAAAAUGCUCUGAGACAGAUUGGAGUAAAAAGAAUGCAGAAACGUGACACUGAUGAUGAAUUAUCAAGUUUGAAGAAUCAAAAGGAGAUUUAUAAAGCUACAGCUGGGGAUCUCAGUAAGGAGCUUGAAUCUAUGCAGCAGGCAGAACAUGAAAGAAAACGACUACAUGAAAACACUCAAACAUUUACGUUUGAUAAGAAAACAAGAAACGACCUAUCAAAAAAUUUCUACGAUGAAAUUUCUGACUUGCCCAAUGAUUUGAUAGAUAUCUCAUCACAAAUAAACUCACUCACUUCUCAGAAUAUGCUUUUAGAUUCCAAAGGACAAAUUCGAUCUGAGUUUAAAAGGAAAGAGUUUGAAUUUAAUAAGGUCAAGUCUACGAAGCUUAUCACAGCGCACAUUUACAAGUAUUUAACCCCAGUGAACGAUAGAUUUAAAUCACUGUUUGAGAAAUUUGGAUUUCAAGGGGAGGUUAAGCUCUGCUUUGCAUCAAAAGAUGAUGGUGAAGAUGGAGAGACCAAUAUGGAUGAGGGAAGUGCAAAGGAUUUAGAUUCUAAGUUUGAGAAGUCGCUUGCUAAGUCUAUUGAAGAAUACAGAAGUGGCAGUUUUGCUUUAAGCAUUUAUGUAAAAUUCAGAGAAAAAGAAAUGAUGCAGAAAUUAUCAUCGACAAGACAUUCCGGAGGAGAGAAGAGUGUAAGUACGGUUUUAUUUCUUUUAAGCUUACAAAGUUCUUCUACGCCAUUUAGACUAGUUGAUGAGAUUAAUCAAGGAAUGGAUCAACAUAAUGAAAGAAAGGUAUUCGAAGUUUUAAAGGAUAUGGCAAGCUCGUCACAAUUUUUCAUCAUUACUCCUAAACUGAUUGAGAAUCUUGAGUUUUCUGAUCAAACAAGAGCCAUAGUACUUUAUUCCAGCCAAGGCAUAAAACAGUUGGAGGAAUAUGCGAAUUCCAAACUAAUAAAUAAC
Messenger RNA from Medioppia subpectinata, 3177 nucleotides. NCBI's taxonomy places the organism in Eukaryota, Metazoa, Arthropoda, Arachnida, Sarcoptiformes, Oppiidae. The record is from the annotation of a GenBank genome assembly.